Molecule: messenger RNA, 1047 nt
Organism: Mercenaria mercenaria
Lineage: Eukaryota; Metazoa; Mollusca; Bivalvia; Venerida; Veneridae
Exons: 2
Biological process (GO): DNA integration
Molecular function (GO): nucleic acid binding
Source: RefSeq, a predicted model, not a curated record
AUGGAAGGUUCUAAAGAGGAAGAGUUAAGAAAAUACUACUUUAAAUCCAAAAAUGCGGCUGCUUCCGCAGGUCCUAGUAAAGUUUUUCAGGUAUUGAAUAAGAAAUACCCUGGAAAAUUUUCUUUAAACUUUAUUAAACAAUGGAUUAAUGAUCAGGAUGCUUACGCUUUGCAAAAGCAAAGACGAUAUAAAUUCAAGACAGCUCAAGUUCGUGUAUCAUCUAUUGGAGAACAAUUAGAUGUGGAUCUAUUAUCUAUGUUCAACCUAGCUGAAUAUAAUGAUGGUGUGCGGUACCUACUGUGCGCUAUAGAUAUUCUUUCAAGAAAAUUAUGGGUGAUGCCACUUAAAGAUAAGACUGCCAAAAGUGUUUUAAGUGCCAUGAAAACAAUCCUGAAAGAUAUGACUCCUUUAAAAAUUCAGAAAGUUCGUGCAGAUAAGGGAAGUGAAUUCGUGAAUAGGUGGUUUAAAAAGUUUAUGAAAGACAGCGACAUUUACUUUUUUACCACAAACAAUGCACCUAAGAGCAACUAUGUUGAAAGAGUGCAGCGUAAUUUGAAAGAAAAAUUGUAUCGAAUGAUGAGACAUAAUAGAACGUAUCGUUAUAUAGACGACCUAGAGAAUGUUGUUGCGAAUUACAAUGCCACACCCCACCAUAGUUUAAAUUUGAUAGCACCAAAUGAUGUCAACAAAGAGAAUGAAAGUGAUGUGUGGGCUCAUAUUUAUUUGAAAAAAUCCAAUAGUGUUAAAAGAAAAGGAAAGCCAAAGUUUAAUUUUGAAAUAGGAGAUCUUGCGCGUCUUAGCUAUACGAAAAAACCCUUUCAACGGGCUUACAACGAACAAUACACCACGGAGGUCGGUGUUUCUGAUGUAUACUUUGAGGAAAUUCGACCAUUGAGUCAGGUGACUGGUGACAGCCCCAUUGAGUUCAGAAUCAGCGGACAGAAUUCUGUGGACUAUAUAGAUCUGAAAGGAUCGCAGCUGUAUGUGAAACUGAAAGUGACAAAACCCAAUGGAACUGCUUUAAGCGCUUCAGAGAAAACGGGACCU